Molecule: messenger RNA, 1904 nt
Organism: Zophobas morio
Lineage: Eukaryota; Metazoa; Arthropoda; Insecta; Coleoptera; Tenebrionidae
Product: cytochrome P450 6a2-like
Exons: 3
Coding region: 305-1840 (511 amino acids)
Molecular function (GO): oxidoreductase activity, acting on paired donors, with incorporation or reduction of molecular oxygen; monooxygenase activity; heme binding
Source: RefSeq, a predicted model, not a curated record
AACUGAUUUAAUUCAUUUUUGUGACGGAACGAUGUAUCCUUGUAAUAAGUGGUCAUCUCCUACCCGUGCCAGCAGAGUUUAUUAUCUAAUUUAGUAAUUACCAGUCGCCUCAGUUCAUCACACACUACCACGCGCAGAAUCUGAACGAAAAAAACAGUCUCUCUCGCUACAUGAAACAAUUACCAUCAGGUGAUAUUGUGGUAUCAUGAAUCAACAAUGACACAACAUAAAUAAACGAAAUAAAUAGUGGGUUUUAGCGCGGAACACGCAGUAAGUAUGUACUAGAAGUACAGUGUAAAGCAAAAUGUGGAUAACUAGUUCAAUUACUGGUGACUUGAUCACCCUACUUAUUACCCUAUCGGUUAUUCUGAUUGGUUACUGCAAAUGGACCUACCAGUACUGGCGACGAAGAAAUCUACCAUACCUGGAACCCAGCAUACCUUUUGGUAACCUUGGUAACCCCCGUGGGUCCAGAAAACACAUAGGAGAACGACUCGAACGUGUGUAUAACGUCAUGAAAGAUAAAGGCUGGAAACAUGGAGGAAUCUACGGGAUGCUGUCACCUAUCUACGUCCCAAUGGACUUAGAUCUAGUUAAGAACAUCAUGACUAAAGACUUCCAGUAUUUUCCAGACCGUGGGAUUUACCAUAACGAGAAAGGAGAUCCUUUGUCGGCCCAUUUGGUGAACAUAGCUGGCGUUAAAUGGAGAAAUUUACGAACAAAACUUACCCCCACUUUCACGUCUGGAAAGAUGAAGAGCAUGUUCCAAACUCUCGUCGAUUGUGAAGUUCACCUACACAAAAAAAUCGAAACAGAGUGCCAAAGAAAAGCAGCUGUUGACAUUAAAGAAGUUCUUGGAUGUUUCACUACUGAUAUAAUAGGGUCUUGUGCAUUUGGUCUUGAAUGUAACACAUUUGAAGAUGAGAAUUCACCUUUUAGAAUUUACGGACGUAAAGUUUUUGAUCGAUCGACUGAACUACAAGUAAAAAGAACUUUUGUUAAUACUUUCCCUAAUUUGUCGCACUUGUUUAACAUCGCUUUAGUACCACGUGAUAUACAUAACUUUUUCAUGAAGCUGGUUAAAGAUACGGUUAAUUAUAGAGAAAAGAACAAGGUCAACAGAAAAGAUUUCAUGCAGAUGCUUAUCGAUAUGAAGAAUAAUAAGUUAGCGGAGGAAGAAGGGUACAAACACGAUGGUACUACUCUUUCAAUGGACGAAAUAGCAGCUCAAAGUUUUGUUUUCUUUAUUGCUGGGUUUGAAACAUCAUCGACUACCAUGACUUUCGCUCUGUAUGAAUUGGCCAAACACCAAGACGUUCAAGAGAAGCUUAGAAAUGAAAUUAGGUCAGUUUUGGCCAAGCACGAUGGGAAAAUUACUUAUGAUGCUAUCCAAGAAAUGAAGUAUAUGAACCAAGUGAUUGAUGAGGCGCUAAGAAUGUAUCCACCUGUACCUCUUCUACCAAGAAAAUGCAUCAAGGAUUAUAGAGUUCCAGAUACUGACGUCAUCAUCGAGAAGGGUACGAUGGUUUUGAUAUCAGUAUUGGGAAUUCACCACGACGCCGAGUAUUAUCCUAAUCCUGAAAUAUUCGAUCCUGAGCGUUUCAGCGAAGAAAAUAAAAGUGCGAGACACGGUUAUGCACAUCUCCCGUUUGGUGAAGGUCCUAGAAAUUGCAUAGGAAUGCGUUUUGGGCUGAUGCAGUCCAAAGUCGGGCUUACUUCGUUACUUAGAAAUUUCAGGCUUACUUUGAAUGAGAAAACUCAGGAACCUUUGAAAAUGAAGACUAACUCUUUGGUGCUUGCGGCCAAAGGAGAGAUCUGGUUAAAUGUUCACAAAGUUUGAAUUAUAUUUAUUAUAAAGUAAUAUCGCCACAGGAAAAAAAUUAGUAAAUAAACAACAACCGUCA